Polypterus senegalus (gray bichir) is the source of this 5869-nucleotide messenger RNA. Its product is annotated as activin receptor type-2A. Gene Ontology annotation, biological process: cellular response to growth factor stimulus; protein phosphorylation; activin receptor signaling pathway. The transcript has 13 exons. The record is from RefSeq and is a predicted model, not a curated record. Gene Ontology annotation, cellular component: activin receptor complex; plasma membrane. Lineage: Eukaryota; Metazoa; Chordata; Cladistia; Polypteriformes; Polypteridae. The coding region runs from base 1149 to 2762 and encodes 537 amino acids. Gene Ontology annotation, molecular function: activin binding; activin receptor activity; ATP binding.
UGAGCCUACCGCCAUCUUGAAUCUGGCUGGUUUCAGUGAAUGAGAAGGGGGAAAAGGAACGAAGAGGAAUCGGAAGCUAAUAUCGCCAAGGAGAUACGUGACAGCUGUAGUGUUAGAACAAGUGUUCUCCUAAAAUAAGAGAGAACACGACCUGUCUGAGCGUCAUUUACAUCACCGACUGUACGUUUUGUUCUGUUUUUCGGUCUUUUGUAUCGAGAGCGGUGAAGUUGUUUCGAGAGCGGAGUUUGUUGUAUUUGAAUCAGACUUGGCAGCCCGGCUGAAAUCAACUGCAACAGGACGUUCCCGUACUACUGGAGGAAGCCUAUACACAUCACCUGUGUGCCACCCAUUGCCCAUCUAGACCCCAUCGACCUUAGUGGACGUCCCGCACUAAUCGGUGCCGGACCUGCGUUAGAGGAAACUCGACAGGACCGGGAUGAAAACAAACAACAGUUAUGGAACGGCGUGAAAACAAGUGAAUCCCCUAAUUGUGCAUUUUCUGACUGGACUGGAAGGUCGUGGCACGAGAUGCUAGAGCGGUCAGGGGCGCGGAUGACGCUCUGCCCAUGCACGGUGUCACCGAGCCGCAGCCGUAUCCGACUUGCCAUCUUUCAGAUUUUCCUGUGCGAGGCAUGCCUGGAAGUCAUUUAAACCAAAACAGCAGCAGCAGUAGUAUUGUCACCGGAGUGCGCAAAAACAGAAUCGAGCUGUUACACUUAUGUUUGCUUUUUGUUGAAAGUUAAUAUGAUGCUUUAAACUUCAGUGGUGGGAAGCAACAAGCGCCUUUGUUUUCUGGCAAGGCAUCUUUUCUCCAGCUACAGCACUUCUGGGAUCUUAUUCAUGCGCGUAUUCCCUUUGAAAAGGUGCACAGGACGGCACAAGUCAAUUCGACUACACGUGUCUCCAGAGUUCGGUUUUGUCGUCAAAGCAGACUUUUGCUUCCAGUAUACAAUAUUUGGGAUUUUGCCAGCAUCCAUUUUUUAAAACAUAUAUGUAUAUUUGAGCUUGCCGGAUUCCUUUAAAUAACAGAUGCGUGCAGCACGCGUAACAUAAAUCAAUACGUGCUUGCAGUAGCUGUACACCCGAUCCUCUGGGGUUAUACAUUUGGGAUUUUUAAAAAUUGUAAAUCGGGAAUUACCAUCUUUAAAAUGGGAGCAGCUGCGAAACUAGCAUUUGCCGUUUUCCUUAUCUCCUGUUCCUCAGGUGCAAUCCUUGGCCGUUCAGAAACACAGGAGUGCAUUUUCUACAAUGCCAACUGGGAGAAGGACAGAACAAAUCGCAGUGGCAUUGAACCUUGUUAUGGUGAGAAAGAUAAAAGAAGGCACUGUUUUGCUACAUGGAAGAACAUUUCAGGAUCUGUUGAAAUUGUUAAGCAAGGUUGCUGGCUAGAUGACAUCAACUGCUAUGAUAGAAAUGACUGUGUGGAAAAGAAAGAGAGUCCUGAUGUUUUCUUCUGCUGCUGUGAAGGCAACAUGUGUAAUGAGAAGUUUUUUUAUACUCCAGAAACUGUGGGAAUACAGCGCUCCUAUUCCCCUCUGCCUUCUGGGCACCUCUCAACUCUUCACACGGCCACAUCUAAUCCUGUUACACCAAAUACUCUAUUAUUUCACAUAUUACUUUAUUCCCUUGUGCCGAUUAUGGGGAUAGCUGUCAUCAUCCUAUUUUCAUUUUGGAUGUACAGACACCACAAGCUUGCAUAUCCUCCUGUUUUGGUACCCACACAACACGCCUUUCAUAUAAUGAUAGAGGAUCCUGGGCCCCCACCACCAUCUCCAUUACUUGGCCAAAAGCCAUUACAGUUACUGGAGCUCAAAGCUAGAGGUCGCUUUGGUUGUGUUUGGAAGGCACAGCUUUUAAAUGAAUAUGUGGCUGUCAAAGUAUUUCCAAUUCAGAAUAAACAGUCAUGGCAGAAUGAAUAUGAAAUCUACAGUUUGUCUGGAAUGAAACACGACAACAUCCUCCAAUUCAUUGGUGCAGAAAAACGGGGAACUAAUCUUGACGUGGAGCUCUGGUUGAUAACAGCUUUUCAUGAUAAGGGCUCACUCACUGAUUACCUUAAAGCAAAUGUGGUUAGCUGGAAUGAGCUGUGCCACAUAGCUCAGACCAUGGCCAGGGGACUGGCCUACCUUCAUGAAGAUAUCCCAGGAUUAAAAGACGGCCACAAACCAGCUGUGGCUCACAGGGAUAUUAAAAGCAAGAAUGUACUUCUGAAAUCCAACCUGACGGCAUGUAUAGCGGACUUUGGAUUGGCUCUAAAGUUUGAAGCUGGAAAAUCUGCGGGUGAUACUCAUGGUCAAGUUGGCACAAGGCGGUAUAUGGCACCAGAGGUACUUGAAGGUGCUAUUAAUUUUCAAAGGGAUGCCUUCCUUAGGAUAGACAUGUAUGCCUUGGGAUUGGUAUUAUGGGAGCUUGCAGCACGAUGUACAGCAGCUGAUGGUCCAGUUGAUGAGUACAUGCUGCCAUUUGAAGAGGAAGUUGGGCAGCAUCCAUCAUUGGAGGAUAUGCAAGAAAUUGUGGUUCAUAAAAAAAUCAGACCAGUUUUAAGAGAAUGUUGGCAAAAGCAUGCGGGCCUGGCAAUGUUGUGUGAAACCAUAGAAGAAUGCUGGGAUCAUGAAGCCGAAGCCCGGCUAUCAGCAGGUUGUGUGGAAGAAAGGAUUAUUCAGAUGCAAAGACUGACAAACACCAUCACAUCUGAGGACAUUGUUACAGUAGUCACUAUGGUGACAAACGUAGACUUUCCACCAAAAGAAUCCAGUUUAUGAUGGUUCUGCUUCUCAAGAGAGAAAUAUGCAUUGACCAGUCAGACUCUACCCAGGAGCUGCUUAGACUGUGCGAGCUGGUUACCAUUCUGACCACUGCAUCAGAACAGUACAGCAGCCAACAAAUACUUUGAAGCAACAGGACGGGUCCCAUUUCUACUAUGCAUUGACUUCGGGAAAACAGGGGAAAAACGAGACAACAAUGAGUGAUGGAGGAUGAAUUCCUGAUUGUGACAAGUUGAUUGCAAGAGGGGGAAAAAAAAAAAAAUCAGCCGGCAGAUUUUUUUUUUUGUUUUUUUAAAACAAAGAGAGAGGAUAUAUAUGUAAGCAUCGUCAUACAUUGGAAAAGGACUUUGUAAUUUAAGGAUAUUCAAAUGUCAGGUAUAUAUAUUUUUUUAUACCUGGCUGAAAAACUGAAAAAAAAAAAAGAAAUAAGACUUCCCAGAAAGGACAAUUGAUAGUUUUUUAAGAAAAGAAAAAACUGAAAACAAAAAUAACAGUUCAUUUCAUUUCAGUAUAAAAAAGGGCAACUUGUUUUUAAUGCAUUUGCUGUUUUGUGUUUAUAUGAUUGACUAUUGUAAUGCCAAUAUGAAACAGCUUGUGAAUGUUUAGUGUGCUGCUGCUGCUGUACGUAUAUCAACUACAAUGGUAAUCAAGGUUAUGUGGUGGGAUUCGCUUCCAAGCAUUACUUCUAAAUAACCAUGAACCUCCCUCAACAAGGUAUACCUCAGUUCCACAUCGGCGGAAUAUUGAUUUUAUGUUAACACUAAAACAAUUGGAAAACAUCAGUGGAUCUCUGCUUGGUAUUUACACUUAAAUUAAGUGGAUAAACACACUAUGGAAGAGCAAAGUGCUCUCUCUGCCUAUGCCAACAGAAAACGGCCAUUCAUGAAAACAGUGUUUCUGCUCAUUAUUGUUUAAGCUUCUCUCUUAUUUGACCUGCUUUUUUUAAUGAUUAUUUUUUUUUUUUAUAAUAUUUGAAAUUACUUUGUAUUGUUGUUUUAGAAAAAAGCUUGAUAAUCUAUACAAUUACCCACAUAUUUAAUUUAAAACAAGAUUUGAAAGCACUUCCCCAUUUUAGGUUUGCUGUGUAAAUCAAGAAUAAGGUUAUGCGCAUGACUUUUUGAUUUUAUUCCCUUGUAAACUGACACUGGUAUUCCCAAUUGGAAUUUUGUGGUUUUUUUUUUGUUUUUUUUUUUAAUUUUGUAAGACUGUAAUUUAGUGUUUUUAUGCCAAUCGCUUUUCCCCACCGCAUGAUUUUGUGUUGCUUUUCUGUACCUGUUACUUGACACCCAGUCCAAGCUCUGUUGGUUUCACUGUAUCAGAUACGCCUCAGGAAUCUUUACUUUCUCAACCCCCUCUCUCUGCUUUGAGCCACAAGUCAAGAUCAUUUUGGUGCCAUCAUUUACAAUAAAUGUUCAAAAUCGGGGUGUGGAUUCGGCCCUGAUGUUAGGAUGUAAGCCACAUUAAAUUUCAAACCAGGGGACAAACACAUACUGAAUGUCAUUGUAUGUGUUUAAAGAUUAAAAAAAAUACUACUUAAGAGAUGGGAGCAGUUACUUUUUUAAGCUUUCACGAUGCUUCCUUCAGUGAUAAAGGAAAACUAUGAAAAUAGAGGAAUAUGUUCCAUAUACACAGCAUAUGAAAAAGAAAAAAAAAAACAAUCAAAAGAGGAGACUUUUUUUUUUUUUGUUGUUUUUUGUUUUGUUUUUUAGUUUGCAGUUCGCAUAUACAGUACUGCAUUUUAUCAAUUUAUGAUACUUGCAAAAAAAGACGUCUACUUUUAUAUUUCAAAUAUUUUAUUUUCACAAACAGAUGUUCUAUAAUUCUUUUUUAAAGAAUAACAUUUCAGGGAUACAACUACUAUGCUUUACUAAGUUAAUUAUAUGCAAUCAGUGCAGGUACAGAAACACACUGACAUUGCCAAUUUGGCAAACUUUUCAAAGGUGUAGCAUUUUUAAAUAAUACAGUGCUGGGUGUCUCUUAGAUGAUAAAUCAUGCCAGGCCUGAUUAUUCAACGAUAAACUGGUGCCAAGUUUAUUGUAAAUGUACACUAAUAAUGCAUCCCUUGUUCUGACGAGACCCAAACCUAACGAAACGAAUGUGCAAGUCUGCUCAGCAGUAGCGUUGUCCUGCUUUCUUAGAUGUCGGAUCGGUUUGUUUGUUUAUUACAAGCAGUAUUCACAAAGGAGAAAGGUACCAAAUGCUGUAUGUUUCCGUUUGAGAAAGUAUUGUACUGUGAAUGUUUCUGCGUAUUGAAAGGUAGGAGCUGUGUAAAACUGAAAAUUCUGUACACUAACCCAUUGACUUGCCAGUACAUUUAUUGCUGCAGUCUGUGAAAGAGGUUUUCUACAAUUUGUCACUGGACUCCAAGCAGGGAGGGGCGGAAGUCAUAUAUGCAAUUACCUGUGUAUUACACCUGCCAUUGUGGUGUUCACCGUUGUGUUUUUGUGUAAAAGGAAAGAAAAGAAACAAAAAAGAAACACAAUAAUCUAAAAACACUGUAGCCAUGUGAACUCUGCUUCAUACUGGGUUUUAGGUAUUUUGGGUGUCAUUUGUCCCCGUUACAUUUUUAAACAUCUGAGAUAAAUUGCUGCUUUCCUCUCUUCUGCUGUCAUUGUUUAGAAAUUUACUGAGAAGCCAAAUAAAUUCAGUUCCUGCUAAACAUCUAAACAAAAAGGAGAACUCCAAGGAUGUAAUCGGAGUUCAGUAUUUCAUUAGUAGCCCCUGCAGUGAAUGGGUCACUUGUCCAUUCAUCGCCUCCUUUAUGUAGGAAACUAAUAUUGACGCCACAAAUGACACCCGAUAUCUUACCGUGGUUUACCUCAGAGAUCUGACCAGCAGUGUGUGAUAAGAAAUCUGUUUCAGUUCACGUGACACACAUUACCUCUUAAUAUGCCGGAAAGCUAUUAUAUUAGCUUGACUCUAUGUAUUUCUGCUGAUGUUCUUUGCGUCUUGGGCACAGAUGACUGUACUACUGUCAAAUUGUACUUGCCAUUUUUCUGCAAGUAUUUAACAAGAUUUCAAAGGCCUAGUUGGAAGUAGUUGUUCAAUAUUGUACAGAUCAAUUGUAUGCUAUUCCCCUUUAAAAUAAAGUAUAGUGACUGCUC